AGGGGGUACCCAUAAGUCCAUAACCGUAAGGAACCAUGCUGCAACCUGCGUGCACAGCUACCCCAACAUCAUCAUUCCCCCAUCCUCCACCUCAGACAAAUUCCAAGUCUUCCAUAAAACCCAACAUCACCAAACAUCAUAGUUUGUUGUUAAGACACACACAAAAAUCCUCAGACCCAAACCCUACUGUCUUAUGGACAUCCUCCAUAGCUCAGCACUGCCGAAACGGAAACUUACUCCAAGCUGCUUCCGAUUUCGUUCGCAUGAGGGAAGCCGGUGCCAAACCCAACCACAUCACCCUCAUUACUCUUCUCUCCGGUUGCGCUCACUACCCAUCUCACAGCAACAUCUCCUUCGGAUGUGCAUUGCAUGCGCACGCUCGAAAACUGGGUUGCAUGGACGUCAACGACGUCAUCGUUGGCACAGCGUUGAUCGACAUGUACGCAAAGUGCGGCAGCGUGGGCUCUGCAAGGUUGGUGUUUGACCAAAUGGGUGUAAGAAAUUUGGUGACUUGGAACACCAUGAUCGACGGAUACAUGAGGAACGGCGAGACGGAAUGUGCUCUCCACCUGUUCGAUGAAAUGCCUGUGAAGAAUGCCAUUUCUUGGACUGCUUUGAUUGGCGGCUUUGUGAAGAGAGAUUGUCACGAGGAAGCAUUGGAGUGCUUUCGGGCAAUGCAGCUCGCUGGUGCAGUGCCUGAUUAUGUUACUGUUAUUGCUGUCCUUGCUGCGUGUGCCAACUUGGGAACACUUGGUCUUGGCUUGUGGGUGCAUCGACUUGCUGCAAAACAAGGGUUAUUGCACAAUGUUAAGGUUGCCAACUCGUUGAUUGAUAUGUAUGCUCGGUGUGGGUGUAUAGAGUUUGCUCGCCAAGUGUUCGAGAGCAUGUUGGAACGAACAUUGGUGUCUUGGAACUCAAUCAUUGUAGGUUGCGCCGUUAAUGGUCUUGCGGACGAGGCUCUGAGUUUAUUCAGUUCAAUGCAGAGGGAAGGGUUUGAGCCUAAUGGGGUCAGUUACACGGGUGCUCUAACAGCAUGUAGCCAUGCCGGAUUCAUAGAUGAGGGCAUAAGAAUCUUUGAUUACAUGACGAGAGUUCGCAGAAUUGCGCCUAGAAUUGAGCACUAUGGUUGCCUAGUGGAUCUCUAUAGUAGAGCUGGGAGAUUGGAAGAGGCAUUGAAUGUGAUCAAGAACAUGCCCAUGAAGCCUAAUGAAGUGGUGUUAGGGUCAUUGCUUGCUGCUUGUAGGACUCGCGGGGACAUUAAUUUGGCUGAAAAAGUGAUGAGAUAUCUUGUUGAAUUGGAUCCUGGUGGAGAUUCCAAUUAUGUGCUCCUUUCUAACAUUUAUGCAUCGGUUGGAAAGUGGGAAGGUGCAAACAAAGUUAGGAGGGCAAUGAAGGUCCGUGGGAUUCAAAAGCAACCAGGCUUUAGCUCCAUUGAGAUUGAUUCAAGCAUGCACAAGUUUGUGGCAGGUGAUAAAUCUCAUGAAGAGAAUGAGCAUAUUUUUGCAGCUUUGGAGCUCUUGUCUUUUGAUCUUCAGUUAUGUGGCUAUGUUCCGGAUUUAUCUGUAAAACAUUCUUUUGAGGGUGAUUGAGCUUUGUAAUUGACUUGCAAUUAUUCAAUUUUGUUACUG
Arachis stenosperma is the source of this 1628-nucleotide messenger RNA. RefSeq names its product pentatricopeptide repeat-containing protein At1g05750, chloroplastic. Gene Ontology annotation, molecular function: protein binding; RNA binding. Gene Ontology annotation, biological process: RNA modification. The record is from RefSeq and is a predicted model, not a curated record. Bases 36 to 1589 code for a protein of 517 amino acids. The transcript has a single exon. Lineage: Eukaryota; Viridiplantae; Streptophyta; Magnoliopsida; Fabales; Fabaceae.